Messenger RNA from Staurois parvus, 657 nucleotides. Lineage: Eukaryota; Metazoa; Chordata; Amphibia; Anura; Ranidae. The record is from the annotation of a GenBank genome assembly.
CACAGGUGUAUUGGCUCCUCCCCUUCAGUCUUGCACAGGUGUAACGGCUCCUCCCCUUCAGUCUUGCACAGGUGUAUUGGCUCAUCCCCUUCAGUCUUGCACAGGUGUACCGGCUCCUCCCCUUCAGGCUUGCACAGGUGUACCGGCUCCUCCCCUUCAGGCUUGCACAGGUGUAUCGGCUCCUCCCCUUCAGGCUUGCACAGGUGUACCGGCUCCUCCCCUUCAGGCUUGCACAGGUGUAUCGGCUCCUCCCCUUCAGGCUUGCACAGGUGUACCGGCUCCUCUCCUUCAGUCUUGCACAGGUGUACCGGCUCCUCCCCUUCAGUCUUGCACAGGUGUACCGGCUCCUCCCCUCCAGUCUUGCACAGGUGUACCGGCUCCUCCCCUUCAGUCUUGCACAGGUGUACUGGCUCCUCCCCUUCAGGCUUGCACAGGUGUACCGGCUCCUCCCCUUCAGUCUUGCACAGGUGUACCGGCUCCUCCCCUUCAGUCUUGCACAGGUGUACCGGAUCCUCCCCUCCAGUCUUGCACAGGUGUACCGGCUCCUCCCCUUCAGUCUUGCACAGGUGUACCGGCUCCUCCCCUUCAGUCUUGCACAGGUGUAUUGGCUCCUCCCCUUCAGUCUUGCACAGGUGUACCGGCUCCUCCCCUCCAGUC